Molecule: messenger RNA, 621 nt
Organism: Perkinsus marinus ATCC 50983
Lineage: Eukaryota; Perkinsozoa; Perkinsida; Perkinsidae
Exons: 1
Cellular component (GO): intracellular membrane-bounded organelle
Molecular function (GO): chloride transmembrane transporter activity
Source: RefSeq, a predicted model, not a curated record
AUGUCGUCACCGUCAUCUACGAAACCUAAAGCGGAGGUGUCCAUCUCUAAACUCGAGACGAGCUCCUGUUCCUGUUCCGAGACCUAUUCAAGUGGAAGGGGCUCCAAGGGCUCUUCAGAGGAGGAAGAGACGGAGGCUCUCCUGAAGGCCUCACAGUUUCAGGAAGGUGUAAAGGGAAUCGAGAGCCACGACUACUUCUGGGACCAUCCUACGAUACACGAUGGGUCCAUCCCGGUGGGCCCGAGUGGGCCCUUGGACCCCCGAAAGCCCUCCUGCUAUAGCCCGUUCAUCGCUCAGUGGGUUAAAUGGAUUCUAACUAUCGUCGAGGGGGCCGUCAUAGGAAUAUGUCGUGGCGUCAUUCUAAUUGGUUCGCAUUGGUUACUAGUUGGCAAAACUGAUGCUAUGAUCCACUGGCUCAAGUCUGACAACCCUGGUUGCGCUAUGCUCAUCUGGAUAGCCAUCGGCGUACCACUCAUCUGCUUCAUCGGCUGGGGUGUCUCCUACAUGUCUCCUCUUGCGGGUGGUAGCGGUAUCCCAGAUGUGAAGGCUUACCUCAAUGGCGUCAUGGUGCCCAAGCUGAUGAGGUUCUGGGGGAUAGUCUGGCGUAUUCUUGGUCAGAUC